This is a messenger RNA of Entrophospora candida, 5892 nucleotides long. Lineage: Eukaryota; Fungi; Glomeromycota; Glomeromycetes; Entrophosporales; Entrophosporaceae. The record is from the annotation of a GenBank genome assembly.
AUGAACAGUGAGGAACAAUUAUCCACCACGUCCUUUUCCCAUCAACAGCAGUCUUUUUCUUCUUCUUCUAAUAAUAAUAAUACUAGUAUUUCAAACACAUCAAAAAUAAAACCUGCUACUGCAACUAUUAUUGAUUCUAUUUCCUCUGCAGCUAAAAACUCAAGCACUCCUACAAAUAUUUAUUACAACAUCAAAAAAGUUCCUAGCUCUUCAAUUACAAGAUCUUCGUUGAUUUCCGUUGAGAAUUACGCUCAAUCUGUAACAGAGCUUAACACUUUAUCAAGAUACAACGGACAGGACACCUAUUUUUAUUUAUUAAGACAAUUAGUAAUAGUAAUCAAUACUUUACCCAGAAAAAAUAAUAAUAUUGAGAUACUAAAACAUCUUUUAACUGAAAAAAUCGAAGAAAUUUCUAUUGAUCCGUUACUUUUAAAUAUAUUUCGUGAAGUAUUAAAUUCUAUUGAUAACAAAAGCUUGUUUAAAGAUUUUAAUUUGGAUAGCCUUUUGGGUAGCAAGGGAAUCAAUCUUCCGUUUGCUCUUUCCACGACUACAACUACUGUUAACUCAUUCAAUGAAGUGUUGGCUAAAUUAGGUGUUCAUUCAUCUGCAUCUGGUGAAAUCAUUAAAGAGGUUGAUGUUGCUCAUGCACUUGGUGUUAUGACUCUUACAACUGCUAAUCUUGAAGAUGAUAGUAGUAACAUUGCCUGGAAUCAAUCAAACGAUCUUUUCGAUAAUAAUAAUUCAAAUUGGAAUGUGGAAAUAUUUGUUUCGUCUUUAUCCGAACUGCAACCUCAUCUAGAUUGGGUAAAAGUUAUAAAACAAUUAGACUACCCCGAGUUUACUAUUAAAGAUACAAAGGGAGUUCAACUAAUUUUAACUGCUUUUAGAAAAGCAGCCAAGGAUCAGCAAAAAUUUCCAAUUCAUUUAUUUUGGGGCAGUUGGAGCAACCUUAAAGGACAAUUUAGUUUUUUACAUCAACUUAUACAACUUUCACCAGAUGCUUUCAAUAUUAAUGAUUAUCCUGUUCAAAAAGUUUUAACUAUUGAUGAUUUUCCUAAUUCUCCCACAAAUUCAAAAUCAUUGUCUGAAAUGUUGACAUCCUGUCCAUGGAAUUCACUUGAAUUAAUUGAAACGUUAAUAAAAAUGGCUGAUACUGAUUUAUUUGAAGAUGUUAGGGUCACUUUUGAACUAUCCAUUAAGCAAGCUCCAGAAUUAAUAUGUUUAGGUCUAGUUCAAAUUCAGAGACCAUGGAAUUCUUUACAUAUAGAAUUUGUUAAUAGAUUAUUAUCAACAUUUUUGACAGGUCAUCUUAAUUCAACAUUGGUGUUAUCUCGUAUAUGGAAUAUUGACAACAAUAUUUUUAUUGAAAAAGUUCAAUAUUUCUUGUUUACCAUUGAUUUAGCAGCUCUUGCAUCUAGAAGAGAAUAUCUAAACUUGGAAAAAUGGCUUCAAGAAAAAAUAAAUGAACACGGUGAAGCAUUUGUUCAUGAUUGUAUGGAGUUUCUUAAACAAAAGAUUACACUAGAAGUUACUCAUGAAACGAAUGGUAAUGAUCAAGCUGUUCGCUUAGCAGAUGAAGUUGUUCUUAAAUUUUUACGAGUUAUCUCCAAUAGUAACAUGACUCCAGAAAAUGAAGAGUACUUUAAAGAAAUUCGUAAAACAUUAGCACAAAUAUAUCCAUCUCUUAGUAUUAUUCCACUUGAUGGUAGUAUUCCUCCUCCAUUAGAACAAUCUUUUCCUGCUGAAAUUGAAGAGAUCGCCAAUCUAUAUUUUGAAAAAGUUUAUCGUCAAGAAAUAGAAAUUGAAGAUAUGAUUAAAGAUUUGCAAAGAUUAAAAAAUUCUCAGAACUCUCGAGAAUCUGAAAUUUUCUCUUGUAUGAUACACAAUCUAUUUGAUGAGUAUCAAUUUUUACCAAAAUACCCCCAAAGAGAAUUGAACCUAACUAGUAUCAUUUUUGGAUCUCUCAUUAAAUAUCAACUUGUAGGAUAUGUGGCACUUGGUGUUGCUCUACGAUAUAUACUAAGUGCCCUUAAGAAUCCUGUAGAUUCUAAAUUUUACAUUUUUGGAAUUCAAGCAUUAAUGCAAUUUCAAUCAAGACUUCUUGAAUGGCCACAAUACUGUUCACAUCUUUUACAAAUUCCACAAUUACAACAAUCUCAUCCAGAUAUUAUUCAAUAUGUUAAUUUUGAACAGCAACCUAUAAAAUUUCUUAACAAUAGUAUAAUUAAUGAUUCUAUGAAUAACCCUGAACAAUCAAAUAGAAUAAUUGAAAAACCAAUUUUUACGGCAUUAACUUUGGAUACACUUUUAGCAGCUGACAAAGCUGAUUACGAAAUUCCAAGCGAAGCAGUUCAAGAUAAAAUCCUUUUUAUUAUUAAUAAUGUUGCUCAAAGUAAUUUUGAAACUAAAGUUGCCGAAAUGAAAGAAAUUCUCAAAGAAUCACAUUAUAGAUGGUUUGCUAAUUAUUUGGUUGUUAAGAGGGCCAGUAUCGAAUUAAAUUAUCAUCAACUUUACCACCAAUUUCUUGAUGCUCUUGAAAUACCAGAACUUUAUCAUCAUAUUUUGCAUGAAACUUUUUCAAAUAUUAAGGUUCUAUUGAAUUCUGAAAAAACAGUCCAUUCUUCAUCUGAAAGGUCUUUAUUAAAAAAUCUUGGAUCAUGGCUUGGUGGUUUGACACUUGCCAGGAACAAACCUAUCAGGCAUAAAAAUAUAGCAUUCAAGGAAUUGCUAAUACAAGGUUAUGAUAGUAGUAGGUUGAUAGUAGCAAUUCCAUUCGUUUGUAAAGUUCUUGAACAAGCAGGAAAAAGUAAAGUUUUUAAACCGCCAAAUCCAUGGUUGAUGGCAAUUAUUAAACUCUUGGUGGAAUUGUAUCACAAUGCUGAAUUAAAACUAAAUUUGAAAUUUGAAGUUGAAGUUUUGUGCAAGAGUUUGAAUAUUGAGCUCAAAGAUAUCAAUCCAACAACUAUUCUCAAAGAUCGACCUCCCAAGGAAUCUGCUGUUUUACAAUCAGAAAGACCCCUAGCAGAAUGGCCUACAAAUAACUCUGUUAAGAUUGAACAUCAAAUACCUAGACCACCAAGCGUUACACUCACACCUAACCCACCAUCCUCAUUACCUUUGAAUGACGAUGUUAUUCCAAAUAUUUCUCAGUAUAUUACAUUCAACCCUACAUUAUCUAUAUUUGUUAAUCAACCAACAUUGAGGAAAAUUGUUUAUUUGGCUAUUGAUAGAGCGAUUAGAGAAAUUAUUGCUCCUGUAGUUGAACGAUCUGUUACUAUUGCAGGCAUUUCUACUCGUGAAUUGAUAUUUAAGGAUUUUGCUAUGGAACCAAAUGAAGAAAAAAUGCGUAAUGCUGCUCAUUUAAUGGUACAAAAUUUGGCAGGAAGCUUAGCCUUAGUUACAUGUAAAGAACCCCUUAAAAUCAGUAUGGCAACGCAUUUAAGGACUUUAUUUUUGCAACAUGGUUUUAGUGAGCAAAAUAACAUUGAACAAGCAAUUUUAAUUUUGGUUUCUGAUAACCUUGAGUUGGCAUGUUCAGUUAUUGAAAAAGCAGCAAUGGAUAAAGCGGUGCCUGAGAUUGAUGAAGCAUUAUCAACAACAUUUAGUAAUCGUAAGAAACAUAGAGAGAGAACUGGUCAAUCAUAUUAUGACAUGUAUCCUGGUGUUUCAAGAUAUGCUAAUAAUCUACCUGAUCCUUUACGUUUAAAACCUAAUGGUUUGCAGCCACAACAAUUACGUGUAUAUGAGGACUUUUCAAGAAUCCUGCGUUUCAAUCCAAUAUAUGAUGAACGUGUACCUAGACUGAAUAUGUCUAGACAAGAUUUUCAAAUUAAUAAUCCAUAUACUAUGCCGGAAAUGCCUUAUGAUUCUGCAGCAGCAAUUUCACAAGUCCCAAUGCAUAUUACUUUUGAAAAGUUUAUGCAAUAUCUUUCUGAAUUAGAUAAAUUAGUCAACAAAACACCACAAGCUUCUUGGGCUGCUUUACCACCUAAUCAUGAAAUAUGCAUCUUGGUCAAAGAAAUACCAAUCUUAGCAACUCAAACCUAUAACCGUGAUGAAACAGCUCUGAUGUUCUCACAAAAAGUCGUACAACUUUUAUACAAGAAUGAUUCUAAUUUUUCUCGAGAAGUUUAUGUUAUUUUACUUGAGAAACUCUGUGAAAUUUCUGUUAAAGUUUUCAAAGAAGUUACAGCAUGGUUGUUAUAUUCUGAUGACGAACGCAAAUUCAUUGUGCCUGUGGUUGUUUCUUUGAUCAAAGCUGGUCUUAUUAACGUUGCUGAUCAAGAUUUACAGCUUGCCAAAUUAAUUGAAAAUGGAAGGUCUGUUGUCAUAGACUUUACGACAAAAUUAAUUCAUGAAUGUGUUCUCAAAGAUCAACCUUGCGCUACUCGUAAUGAUUUUAUAUAUUCAUUGGAUGCUUUAACCCGACUUGCUCAAAGGGGUAAAGCAACUGAAGUUGUUAAACAAAUAUUGGAUGAUUUAUACCCUCCUCAAUGGAUCAGAGUUUAUCAGGAUCCAUCUUCGGGUGAAAAGACUUAUACUAGCUUUAUUCAGCUACAACAGCAAAGUGUAUUAAAAGGGGAAGAAAUAUCUUCAAUGUUCUUUAGAGUUUGUACUGAAAUUAGUAUAGAUAUUUACCUAAGACAAAGAUCAUCUCACCAAAAUACACCUGCUGUAGCUUAUCAAGCAAUUGAUGCCUUUUCUAAACUUAUUGUUCUUUUGGUGAAAUAUCACACAGACACUGAGGGUAUUGAUGAUAAUGUCGCAAAAAUUUCUUACCUGACAAAAAUAUUAUCAAUAAUUAUACUGAUUUUAGCACAAGCACAUGAACAACGUAGCCAACAAUUUAAUCAAAAACCAUUUUUCCGAUUCAACAAUACUUUUCAUACUUUACAACCCUCUUUUUUCCCUGGAUUCACCUUUGCAUGGUUUUCAUUGAUCUCACAUCGACUAUUCAUGCCGAAAUUAUUAUUAGCAGAAAAUCAAAAGGGAUGGUCUACUUUCCAUAAUUUACUCCUAUGCUUGUUUAAAUUUCUGGUUCCAUUUCUUCAAAAUGUUGAGAUGAGAGACACCACACGUUUAUUAUACAAAGGAACAUUACGUGUUUUACUUGUUUUGUUGCAUGAUUUCCCAGAAUUUCUUUCUGGUUAUCACUUGAGCUUUUGUGAUGUGAUUCCAUCAACAUGUAUUCAAUUAAGAAAUCUUAUAUUAAGUGCCUUCCCACGUACUAUGAGAUUGCCGGAUCCUUUUACACCAAACCUUAAAGUAGAUCUAUUGCCAGAAAUAUCACAACCACCAAUAAUUUUAUCAGAUUACUCUUCGGCUUUAAUAACACAUGGGCUUAAAGAUGAUGUUGAUGAGUAUUUAAAAUUACGUUCACCAAUUAGCUUUUCAAUGGAAUUGCAUGAUAAAUUAUUAUUGGAUCCUAGCCAACAAGAUACAGCUCUUAUUGUUUCCAAGUAUAAUAUACCACUCCUCAAUGCUCUUGUUCUUUAUGUUGGCAUUAAAGAUGUUUAUGAUAAUUUUCAAGGAACUUUAAUUACAACAAGCCCGUCUAUGGAUAUUUAUAAACAAUUAGUGGCUGAUCUUGAUCCAGAAGGCCGUUAUUAUUUUUUGAGUGCCAUUGCAAAUCAACUUCGAUAUCCCAAUAGUCAUACACACUACUUUAGUUGUGUUUUGUUAUAUAUUUUUGCAGAAGGCAAACAAGAGGGAAUCAAAGAACAGGUGACAAGAGUUUUAUUGGAAAGAUUGAUUGUGAACAGACCACAUCCAUGGGGGCUUUUAAUUACUUUUAUAGAAUUGAUCAAAAAUCCUUUGUAUAAUUUCUGGAGCCAUGCAUUUACAAGAUGUGCAGCAGACAUAGAACGUUUAUUUGAAAGUGUUAGCAGGUAA